Messenger RNA from Globicephala melas (long-finned pilot whale), 2187 nucleotides. RefSeq names its product rhomboid like 1 (gene RHBDL1). Gene Ontology annotation, molecular function: serine-type endopeptidase activity. The record is from RefSeq and is a predicted model, not a curated record. Gene Ontology annotation, cellular component: membrane. Lineage: Eukaryota; Metazoa; Chordata; Mammalia; Artiodactyla; Delphinidae.
UGGGAAGUAGGGCUCCUCUCCAUCCCAGCUGCGGUCUUGUCCACUGGGGGGCUCUCCCCACCCCCAUGUCCAUGGGUCAGUUUAGCACUGUGGCCACAGGAGUAGUCAGGAACCUUCAGCCCAAGUUGUGUUGGUCCCCACCCACUGAGCAAGGCCUGCUGCAGGGACCUCCCUCAACCCUGCUAGUUGCCCAGUUGGCUUCAGCGCUCGCCGCUGGAGCCGUGGAGCCGCUGUUGCCGGGACGGGCAAGCAUGUCUGCCAGGGAGGGAGGUGCCUUCAGGGAGCCCGGUGGGGGGAGUCCCCAGCAAUGGGUUGUUCCCUGAAGCCUUCCCCGAGGAGGUGGCAUCGGCGCUGAGGCCCAGACCGGGGCAAAAGGGUGGGCGCAGAAGGGGCUUGCGUGCCGCGCGUGACUCAGUUUCCCGGCUGCUGCCCCGCGGGACGAACAGCUGCAGCCCGGGGCGGGGCGGGGGCGCCGGCACUGGAGCCAAGCGCCCCGCGCAGUUCUUGCCUGGCACGUCCGUGUGCGGGUCGCGCGCGUGUCCUGACCGCGAGUGGCUGGGCUGGCAGCGGCGGCGUGUGCGGCGGGGGCGGGCGGCUCCGUGACGCGGCGCCGAGCGGAGUGGGCGGAGCCGGAGGGCAGGGGCGGAGCGGAGUAGUCCGCAGAGAAGCCCCUCCCGGCCGCGGCCGCCGACCCCGGCCCCCGGCCCGGCCUGGCUCUAUGGACAGGAGCUCGCUGCUGCAGCUUAUCCAGGAGCAGACCUUGGCCGCUGGCUCCCCGACCCCAGCAGCUGGACCCUGAAAACACUGGCUUCAUCGGUGCGGACACCUUCGCUGGCCUGGUGCACCGCCAUGAGCUGCCCCUGGACCCGGCCAAACUGGACAUGCUGGUGGCCCUGGCCCAGAGCAACGAGCGGGGCCAGGUCUGCUACCAGGAGCUGGUGGACCUGAUCAGCAGCAAGCGCUCAAGCAGCUUCAAGCGGGCCAUCGCCAAUGGACAGCGGGCACUGCCCCAGGACGGGCUGCUGGACGAGCCAGGACUGGGUGUCUACAAGCGGUUCGUGCGCUACGUGGCCUACGAGAUCCUGCCCCGAGAGGUGGACCGCCACUGGUACUUCUACCGGCACCGCAGCUGCCCACCCCCUGUGUUUAUGGCUUCGGUCACCCUCGCCCAGAUCAUCGUGUUCCUGUGCUACGGGGCCCGUCUCAACAAGUGGGUGCUGCAGACCUACCACCCUGAGUACAUGAAAAGCCCCCUGGUAUACCACCCCGGCCACCGUGCUCGGGCCUGGCGCUUUCUCACCUACAUGUUCAUGCACGUUGGGCUGGAGCAGCUGGGGUUCAACGCACUCCUGCAGCUGAUGAUCGGGGUGCCCCUGGAGAUGGUGCAUGGCCUGCUCCGCAUCAGCCUGCUCUACCUGGCUGGUGUGCUGGCAGGCUCCCUGACCGUCUCCAUUACUGACAUGCGGGCCCCUGUGGUGGGGGGCUCCGGCGGGGUCUACGCCCUGUGCUCUGCACACCUGGCCAAUGUCGUCAUGAACUGGGCGGGGAUGAGAUGUCCCUACAAGCUGCUGAGGAUGGUGCUGGCCCUGGUGUGCAUGAGCUCCGAGGUGGGCCGGGCCGUGUGGCUGCGCUUCUCCCCGCCACUGCCUGCCUCGGGCCCACAGCCCAGCUUCAUGGCACACCUGGCGGGUGCGGUGGUGGGUGUCAGCAUGGGCCUGACCAUCCUGCGCAGCUAUGAGGAACGCCUGCGAGACCAGUGUGGCUGGUGGGUGGUGCUGCUUGCCUAUGGCACCUUCCUGCUCUUCGCCAUCUUCUGGAACAUCUUUGCCUACGACCUGCUGGGUGCCCACAUUCCCCCGCCACCCUGACAAGAGUUCCCAGGGCCACACCAGCCAGGGCGCAGCAUCCGUGGGCCAGCCACUAGGGAGGCCUGCAUGUUCGUCCUCUGUGAAUGUAUGUCUUGAGGCUGCUUCUUCCUGGUGGGUGCAGGUGGCCCCUGUGGCCCACUGACUGCAGGCCAAGCCUUACACCAGCCCUGGCCACCCCCUCCCAGGCCUGGAGGAAUAGGACUGAUGGACUGGGCUGAGUGGUGGAGGUCCCCAAGGGUGGCCCCAGAGGAGACCCUGCCCUGGCCUCUCCCAUGAGACUUGCAGUCUGAGCCUUUUUGGAGAAUGAAUAAAUAUUUUA